Messenger RNA from Rhinocladiella mackenziei CBS 650.93, 1743 nucleotides. RefSeq lists its product as uncharacterized. NCBI's taxonomy places the organism in Eukaryota, Fungi, Ascomycota, Eurotiomycetes, Chaetothyriales, Herpotrichiellaceae. The record is from RefSeq and is a predicted model, not a curated record. The transcript has 4 exons. Bases 1 to 1743 code for a protein of 580 amino acids.
AUGGACAAUCAAAACAAUUCGACGUUGUUAUUCCUGGUUUCAACUCCGCAGCCUCUGGAUCAACGAUCUCGUGAAUUACUCGCGUCAGAGGGAAAGUCUCAUGCAGCGAAAAUAUCACAUCCAGUGAACAGAUCCAGGGGCAAGGUAGAAGCCAAUGCAGCGGCCGGGACAGAGUCAAGAGAAAUACACUUAUCCCCCCCACCUCCUCCUCCUCCUCCUCAACGUCCAGAACAAGUAGCUUGUUUCGAUUGCAGCUUGCGAAGUCCAACCCAUUGCCUACUUCUCCCACGGUCAGAGGUUACAGAUCCUUCGGAGGACCUGUGGCCAUCCAAUGCCAGAAGCACUCGUUCCGGGUCGAGCAGGCCUCCAAGAACCCAGCCUCAUCUAGGUUCAAGAAACGUCCGCCUCCAGACACAGAGGCGUCGUCACAAUCAAGAGAAUGCUACCAAGCCAUGUCUGCCGGUCCUCCGCCUAGAUCCUCUUUACUGGCUGCCGUACGAGAAAGAUCAAAGCACAUAUGAGGCCGUGGACUAUUUUACCAAUAUUGUUGUUCCAGCCCAGGAGCCAAUCUACGAGAUCCUCAACGUCACCAGCAGUUACAUUUCUUUCUCCUUCGCUUGCCUGACCAACGGCGAAUCGUCCUACCAUGCGGCUACUGCCGAUAUGCUAGUCACCUCUGAGCAGCUGCGAAAUCCAGGUUGUAAGCCUUCCCUAUCGGUUCUGUUCCAUCAAGCUCGAGCGAUCGAGUGGCUUCGGCGUGAGAUCUCCAAUCUCAAACAGCCCACCAACGCCGUGUUGGGAACCAUCUUGUUCCUCAUCGUCCUCGAUAUUACAACCGGCGGGUCUUCAUAUGUCAACCUCCACGGAGACAUUCUCGCUCGCCUCGUCGCGCUGCGAGGGGGACUAGAUGCUCUUGGUCAUGAAGGCUUUGACAAGGCUGCUUUCAUGCAAUUCGACUACAUCUGGUCCCUCGCCAAAGGAUCUUCCCUCCUCGCCCCCCCAACACAAUACGCUCCGAUAUUUCCAUCCCACCCAUUUUCUCAAUGGCUCGUGGAAACCAUCACCUUACUGCCCACUGGCUUCCAAAAUCUGGUCCGGCAGUGCCUCCUCCCCUUUGACACCAUCGAGCUGCUCUCCCGCGUCGGCGAUGCUGGCCGCCGCAGCAAGGGCAGCAGCAUAUACGUUCCUCUCGAGCCGGACAAAAAUCCUUUCCACUCCCAGCGACGGAAAUACAAUUCAUUCAGCGACGCUGUCCCUUGCCUCCUCGCCCCGGAGGAAGUUGUCCCGCCACUGCUUAAAAACCUCUCACUUGCCUUGAUCCUCUGGUGCAACAAGGCAUACUAUGACAACCGCGCUUCGAGUAUGAUCUCCGUCGGUUCUCGGCGUGUCUUGACGACGCGCCUUCUCGAACUACCUCCUCCGGCUACGGCUUCAAAGCCCCGACUCUCAGAAGCCACUUCCUCAGACGAGAAGGAUUGCACCGUCUGGGUCUGGUUAAUGGCACUAGACUCAUGGCGUUUGGAUGACGGCCACAGCCUGCACUAUGUCGGGCGCGAGCUGCUCGCCCAGCUCAAGCAGCAAUUCCCACGCGAGACGGCCGACUUGGACGUCCUGGACUCGAUCCUCGUCAAGUUCUUCUGGACGGACGACUUGAGGGCUGGGGUCAGGACAUACUGGGAUCAAUCAUCGAAUGUGCUUCCUUGUGGAAGUGCGGAUGCAGCGAAUGCAGCGAGUGGAGGGUAA